AUGGCUUCGUCAAACGAGACCGCGCCCGCGGCCAAACUCGCCCCCGCCCACACUGGGCCCGUGGCCGAGUCCACUUCUACCCUCGCCGAAGGAGACCGGCCCGUCACGAGCGAGAAGAAGGCCCCGUCUCACCUAAGCCCCGAUAACGAGGCCACAAACAAUGCGUACCUCAGCAGCGACUCCACGCGCGCGCCAUCCACUGUUGGAGACGAGAAGAAGACGGUUGACGACGCGGGGAGCACCAAGGAGGAGCCCGCAAUCCUCGCAAACGCCGAAGGCGAAGAAGACCUUGGAGACUAUCCAAAGGGGGUCGCCCUCACGUUUAUCGUCAUCGCCCUCGUCCUUAGCAUCUUCCUCGUUGCCCUUGAUAUGACAAUUGUCGCAACCGCCAUCCCCAAGAUUACCGACGAGUUCGGCGGCCUCGCCGAUGUCGCCUGGUACGGGUCAGCCUUCUUCAUGACCGUUGGCGGUUUCCAGUCUGUCUGGGGAAAGGCGUUCAAGUACUUUCCCCUCAAGAUCGCAUUCCUUCUCUCCAUCAUCAUCUUCGAGAUUGGUAGCUUGAUCUGCGCCGUCGCGCCGAAUUCUGUCGCCUUUAUUAUCGGACGUGCCAUUGCUGGUGUUGGCGCUGCCGGCGUCGGUGCCGGUGCCUAUACCAUCAUUGCGUUCGCCGCCGAGCCCAAGAAGCGGCCCAUGUUCACCGGCAUUAUCGGCGCGUCGUACGGCAUUGCCUCUGUUAUCGGCCCUCUGCUCGGUGGCGCCUUUUCGGACCACGUCACCUGGCGCUGGUGCUUUUACAUCAACCUUCCCAUUGGUGGCCUCUCGGCCGUUAUCCUCUUCUUCUUCUUCAAGGCGCCCGAGCGUGCAAAGCCCAUCGACGCGCCUCUUAGCGAGAAGCUCCUCCAGAUGGAUCCUCUGGGUGCCGCUCUGAUCAUGGCCGGCGUCAUUUCUUAUGUUCUUGCCCUUCAAUAUGGUGGCCAGACCGCGAGUUGGAACAGCUCCAAGGUCAUCGGCUUGAUCGUUGGCUCCGUGCUCAUCUUUACCGUUUUCGGAUUCUGGGAGUGGUACAACGGCGAGCGUGCCAUGAUGGUCCCGCGUCUGAUGCGGAUGCGGACUGUCUGGAACAGCUCUCUGUACGCCGCCUUCUUUGCCGGCACCUACUUUAUCGUCGUCUACUACCUGCCUAUCUACUUCCAGAGCAUCGACAACACUAGCCCUACCGAUUCGGGCGUGCGUAACCUGCCUCUCAUCCUCGCCGUCACCGUCGCGACCGUCGCAUCAGGCGGUAGCAUCACGCAGAACGGCAUUGCCGCCCCCGUGCUUGUCGGCUCCGCUGCCGUUGCCACCGUCUCCGCCGGUCUCUUGUAUACCCUCGACAUCGGUACUGGCUCUCCCAAGUGGAUCGGCUACCAGGUCCUUGCUGGUCUUGCUUGGGGCGCGGGUUUCCAGGUCCCCAUGAUCAUCGCCCAAGCCUCUGCCGAGGUCUCCGAUCUGUCUUCCACCACUGCUAUUGUUUUGUUCUACCAAACCACCGGAGGCGCAUUCCUCGUCUCUGCCGCACAGUCUGCCUUUAUCAACAGGGUUAUCAGCACGGCUUCCGUUUCGCUACCCGAUGUCGACCCCAUGAUGAUCCUCGCCACUGGUGCGACGUCGCUCCGCAUCGCAUUUACCGAGCAACAGCUUCCCGCAGUCCUCGAAGCCUACAUGGCGGGCAUCAAGCUUACUUUUGCCCUCGCUACCGGCACUGUCGGCUUCUCUUUCAUUCUCAGUCUCUUCGCCAGCUUCAAGCGUCUCAACACGGAUGCGUUGAAGGGUGGUGCCGGAGCGGCUUAG
Lasiosphaeria miniovina is the source of this 1830-nucleotide messenger RNA. Its product is annotated as major facilitator superfamily domain-containing protein. Gene Ontology annotation, biological process: transmembrane transport. Lineage: Eukaryota; Fungi; Ascomycota; Sordariomycetes; Sordariales; Lasiosphaeriaceae. The transcript is spliced from 3 exons. The record is from RefSeq and is a predicted model, not a curated record. Gene Ontology annotation, cellular component: plasma membrane. Gene Ontology annotation, molecular function: transmembrane transporter activity. The coding region runs from base 1 to 1830 and encodes 609 amino acids.